AUGGCCACCUCCUCGGUGUCCAAGGGCUGUUUUGUGUUUAAGCCAAACUUCAAGAAGAGAAAGAUCUCUGUGCCAAUAGAGGAGUAUUUUAAUGAAGGGAAAAAUGAGUCUGAGGACAGUAAGCUUCGAUUUGAAACUUAUCAGGUGAUAUGGCAGCAGAUGAAAUCUGAAACUGAGAAAAUGCAAGAGGAAUUAAAUAAAAACCUGUUUGACAGUCUAAUCAAAUUUCUACAAAAGUCUCAUUCUGGAUUCCAGAAGAAUUCAAGAGACUGGGGCUGUCAAAUAAAACUAAGAGAAAUUCCAACUGCUGCUCUUAUUCUAGGUGUGAAUGUAACAGAUCAUGAAUUUACAUUCAGAAGUCUAACAGAAGCCAUUCAGCAUAAUGUCACUCCAUAUGUAGUUAAAUUGCAAGCUAGAGACUGUCCAGAUAUAAAACAUUUUUUGCAAAAGCUGUUCUCACAGUUGAUGGACUGCCAUGUAGAUGUGGAAUCCAAAGAAGAGGAAAAAGAUAUCCAGAAAAAGACACAUUGUUCAAUGGAUUCUCUUUCCAGUUGGUAUAUGAAUGUCACACAGAAGACAGACCAAGGAAAGCCACGGAAAAAGAGGACUUCUAGCCAAUGGCAAUCUCCUCCUGUUGUGCUUAUCUUAAAGGAUAUGGAAAGCUUCACCACAAAAGUACUCCAAGACUUCAUAAUUAUCAGCAGUCAGCAUCUACAUGAAUUUCCACUAUUACUCAUUUUUGGAAUUGCCACAUCUCCUGUUAUCAUCCAUCGGUUGCUUCCUCAUGCAGUAUCAUCUCUGUUGUGUAUAGAAAUAUUCCAAUCUUUGUCUUGCAAGGAGCACCUGACUACAGUAAUUGAUAAGUUACUUCUUACAACUCAAUUUCCCUUUAACCUAAGUGAAAAAGUAUUACAGAUUCUGACCAGCAUCUUUUUAUAUUAUGAUUUCUCAAUACAGAACUUUAUAAAAGGACUUCAGCUUUCUCUAUUAGAGCAUUUCUAUUCCCAGCCCCUCAGUGUUCUGUGUUGUAAUCUCCCAGAAGCCAAGAGAAGAAUACAUUUUUUAUCAGAUAAUCAAUGUGAAAACAUUCGACGUCUUCCAUCAUUUAGGAGGUACGUGGAAAAGCAAGCUACAGAAAAGCAGGUUGCACUGUUGACUAAUGAGAGAUUUUUAAAGGAGGAGACACAAUCAUUACUAGAAAGCCUGCAUGUGUACCAUACAAAUUACUUUCUGGUUUUAAGAUGUCUUCAUCAGUUCACAUCUUCUCUUCCCAAGUACCCAUUGGGUCGACAGAUCAGGGAGCUGUACUGCACAUGUUUAGAAAAAAACAUAUGGGAUUCAGAGGAGUAUGCAUCGGCCUUGCAGCUGCUGAGAAUGUUGGCAAAGGAUGAACUGAUGACCAUCCUUCAGAAGUGUUUCAGCAUUUUAAACUCCUCUUCUGAAAAGCAGCUUGGCAGCACAGCAAAGAGGAUAGAGGAGCUCCUGGCCCAGCUUCAGAGCCUUGAUGAAGUCAAAGAGGAAGAAGAUGCUUCCGGGUCACAGUCAAAGGGGCUUCAGAAGACAGACCUCUAUCAUCUUCAGAAGUCAUUAUUGGAAAUGAAGGAGUUAAGAAGAACAGGAAAGAAACAGACCAAGUUUGAAGUUCUGAGAGAAAAAGUUGUGAACUUCAUUGACAGUCUGGUGAGAGAAUACCUUCUGCCUCCCGAGACACAGCCUCUGUACGAGGUGGUGUACUUCACCGCUGCUCACACCCUUCACGAGCACCUCAAUGCUGCUCCGCGAUUGGCCCUCCACACUGCACUCAACAACCCCUAUUAUUAUCUCAAGAAUGAAGCACUGAAAAGUGAAGAAGGCUGCAUUCCAAAUGUCGCCCCAGACAUCUGCAUAGCAUAUAAAUUGCACCUCGAGUGUAGCAGGCUAAUCAACCUUGUGGACUGGUCAGAGGCUUUUGCAACAGUUGUGACAGCUGCUGAAAAAAUGGAUGCCAAUUCUAUAACCUCAGAAGAAAGGAAUGACAUUAUUCAUGCUCGGUUCAUUAGAGCUGUUUCUGAACUAGAACUUCUAGGAUUUGUAAAACCUACCAAACGGAAGACUGACCACGUGGCAAGGCUAACAUGGGGAGGCUGCUAG
Messenger RNA from Pipistrellus nathusii (Nathusius's pipistrelle), 2130 nucleotides. The record is from the annotation of a GenBank genome assembly. Lineage: Eukaryota; Metazoa; Chordata; Mammalia; Chiroptera; Vespertilionidae.